AUGUCAACAUUAUUUGGUGCAAAGCCAGCUCAAACCAAUACAUUUGUGAGUCCAUUUGGAGUAAACCAGUCACAACAACAGCAGCAACAACAACAACAACCACAGCCAUCACAACAACAAGCAUUACAGCCACAAUCACAAUCAAUUCAACAGUCCCAAGUCGGUACUCAACAACUUAACCAUCAAAACCAACAACAACAGCCUACAUGGUUUCAAAACCAAAAGAAAAGAACCAUUCCUAAUCAUUUAGUACCGAAGAAAAAACCAAGUUUCCAUCUUGGUGCCAAUAACAAUAAUUCAAAGAAUAAAAAAUCGAAUGCUCUUCAUCCAUCUUUGAUUUCAGAUGAUCAAUUCAAUUUAUUAUCUUUUGGAACUAAUAACCGCAAGACUAUAACUGGUCCUCUUUUAGAUAAAAAUACCAGUGUUGGGAGUUUAUUUGAUUUACAACUCAGUAAUAACACAACAAUUGGCGAUUUGACAAAAAUAGAUGAAACAUUUGAUGGAUCUACUGAUCACAUUGACAGUGAUCUUCCACCAAAGAAAUCCAUGUUUGAUUUGGGUACUGAAUCCGCUAAAAUUUUAACUUCUGAUGCUAAACUUGAUUCAUUUAUUCAUAAGGAUCCAAAAGCUUUUACCAACAUCUUUAAUAGAUCCAGUGAUCUUGACGGAAGUAAGGUUGAACAAAGUGCUGAAGAUAAAGACCCUGCAAAGAUUAAUCAUUUGAAAAACUAUAAUCUGGCAAUCAUUGUUUUUGGAUAUCCUGAAAGUUUAUCCCUUGAAAUUAUUAAAUUCUUUGAAAGCUUUGGUAAAAUUUUGGAAGAUUUUGAUAACGGUAGUAGGAAUAUGAAUUCAACUUUGUUAAAUUUGAGUACAUCUCAGAACUCCACCAAUGGUAAGAUCAUUCCUAUUUUCAGUGGUAAACAUUGGAUUAAAUUAACAUAUGAUAAUCCAAACUCCGCUUUACAAGCUUUACAAGAAAAUGGUAACGUGUUUAAUGGAUCUAUGAUUGGUGUUGUUCCUUAUCACAAAAGUAUAAUUGAAAAAUUAGAAAAGAAACAAAUUUUUGCUAAUGAUGACAUAGGUGGUGGAGACUUGGAUAUUCCAUUAGAUAAAGUUUAUGAAAUUAUAAACAAACAAUCCAAAGCUGUUAAUUCUCAAGAUAUUGGAAAUUCAACUCAACCUAAUGGUGAAUCAGCAACUUCAUCAAAUAAUUCUUACAUGAAUAAAUUGGAUAUAAAACCUGCCGAUGAUCAUUUUUUCUUGAAAAGUGAUCAAAAUGGUGAUAAAUCAAAAACCGUGAAAGCAAAUGAAACUAAAGAUCAUGAAAAGUUGGGUAUUUUAGGAACCAUAUCUAAGUAUGUCUUUGGAUUCCACGAUUUAUAA
This is a messenger RNA of Candida tropicalis MYA-3404, 1383 nucleotides long. Its product is annotated as FG-nucleoporin. The transcript has a single exon. Lineage: Eukaryota; Fungi; Ascomycota; Pichiomycetes; Serinales; Debaryomycetaceae. Gene Ontology annotation, molecular function: single-stranded DNA binding; phospholipid binding; structural constituent of nuclear pore. The record is from RefSeq and is a predicted model, not a curated record. Gene Ontology annotation, cellular component: nuclear membrane; nuclear pore central transport channel; nuclear pore nuclear basket. The coding region runs from base 1 to 1383 and encodes 460 amino acids. Gene Ontology annotation, biological process: nuclear pore organization; regulation of DNA-templated transcription; NLS-bearing protein import into nucleus.